This is a messenger RNA of Pundamilia nyererei, 2615 nucleotides long. Its product is annotated as casein kinase I isoform gamma-2-like. The record is from RefSeq and is a predicted model, not a curated record. The transcript has 9 exons. Lineage: Eukaryota; Metazoa; Chordata; Actinopteri; Cichliformes; Cichlidae. Gene Ontology annotation, biological process: protein phosphorylation. Bases 746 to 1822 code for a protein of 358 amino acids. Gene Ontology annotation, molecular function: ATP binding; protein serine/threonine kinase activity.
UUCUUCAAAGGGCCCUGCGCUGGUUCCCUUCGUUUACUGCGUAGCUCUCGUCUACAUCCACGCAAAUUGCGUUCAGGUUCACUGGCGAGCCUUUUCAGCUGGUUAGCCAAACAUCCAUAGAAAAGAGAUGAGCAGGAAAGCGAGACGAAGAAAACGCGAACAGUUUAUAACAAGUUAGAAAAACAGAGACCCAAGGUCAGCGUAGAAACAUCGAGAGCGGGUGGUUCAACACGCGGCAUUGCUCUCACCCAGGGGUCAAAGCUUCACCUGUUGUGUCACAGGAACAAGCAGCCGGGUUGUCUCUGUGGGACACGUGCACUAAAGCCAGCUAGCUUACGCCUGUGCCACUAAAGUAUUACCUGAGUGUCAGAUGUGGAAAAACCUCCCGACUCUUCCUGUCUGCUGUCAUGUCUGAACCUGAAGCUGGUAUAGCUUCCACGUCCACAAUAGCAUGUUAGCAUAUGGUUAAAUACGGGCCUUUAACCUCAUCCUUCCCAUUAGCAUCUCUGGCCCCUACAAGGGGGUUUACAGUCAUUCGUGGUGGUCCCCCUCACCCCUUCAUCUUUUCAUUUCUCAUUCAUUCACUCAUCCACAUCAGCUCCACCGUACCGUUUCUGCUGACUAAAAUCAGCUACAACCAAGCUGCCUCCGCUCUGAUAGGCUAACUGCUAGGCUUUUGUUUUGGUGGUUAUUUUGGUUGUAUGGAAUCGGCUUAAUCGUGGAGAGGCCAGGCUACCACAAACUGAUGGACUUUGACAAGCGAGGAGUCGGGGGAGGAGGGGGCGGGGGAGGAGGUGGUGGCGGAGGAGGUGGAGGCAAGGGGGAGACAGAGGAUGUGAAGAGGAUGUCUGGGGUGACAGGGAGCCGACCGGGGCACGGACGGGGAGCUGGCUCCAACUCUGGCGUUCUGAUGGUCGGCCCAAACUUCCGGGUUGGAAAGAAGAUUGGCUGUGGGAACUUUGGAGAGCUUCGGCUUGGAAAGAACCUCUACACCAAUGAAUAUGUGGCCAUCAAACUGGAACCAAUUAAGUCACGAGCGCCACAACUCCAUCUAGAAUAUCGCUUCUACAAACAACUGGGAAGUUCAGAGGGUGUACCCCAGGUGUUUUACUUUGGACCAUGUGGUAAAUACAAUGCUAUGGUUCUGGAGCUACUGGGACCCAGCUUAGAAGAUCUGUUUGACCUCUGUGACAGGACUUUCUCUCUAAAGACUGUACUUAUGAUAGCCAUACAGCUGAUAACUCGCAUGGAGUUUGUCCACACCAGAAGCCUGAUCUAUAGAGAUGUGAAACCCGAGAACUUCCUGGUUGGCCGACCGGGUUCCAAGAGGCAGCACACGAUCCACAUCAUCGACUUUGGCCUGGCGAAAGAAUACAUUGACCCAGAGACCAAGAAGCACAUCCCUUACAGAGAACACAAGAGUCUAACUGGCACUGCUAGAUACAUGAGCAUAAAUACACAUCUAGGGAAAGAGCAAAGCCGGCGGGAUGACCUGGAAGCUCUGGGCCACAUGUUCAUGUACUUCCUGCGAGGCAGCUUGCCCUGGCAGGGACUCAAGUCUCCAGAGGGGAAAGGCAGCGAGUCCCAGCCCACUCCAGUGACCAAUCGAGAGCUUCUGGGCUCCCAUCUCACUGCUGAUAGGCUGGGCGGGUCUGUCCAGGUGAUGAGUUCAACCAACGGUGAGCUGAAUACGGAUGACCCCACUGCAGGACACUCCAAUGCACCAAUCACAGCCAACCCAGAGGUUGAAGUCGCUGACGAUACCAAGUGCUGCUGUUUCUUCAAGAGGAGGAAGAGGAAAGCUCUCCAGAGACACAAAUGAAGACAAACAAGGGAACCUGUGGCUCUCCUCUUCACAUCUGUUCUUUUUGUUUCUUUCUCUCACCCCUCUCCUCUUCCUCUCCUCUGCUAACGGGUGUUAGCUGGUAUACUGGUUUCUACUGGUCUGGACCGAGCAGUGAAGAGAGCGUUUGCUGCCUCUACCAGCAACGAUCCCCUUGUGUAUUUAUGGCCAAAGACUGAAGUGAAACCAGAGCAGCACAGACUGCUGCAGGGAAACAUGUGGCCGUAAGACUACAGCUGAUGGACUGAAAAACAAGUUGGCGACUGGAUUCAGCUGCUUUCCUGGCCGACUGGCUUCUCACUUUCCCCCUUUCCCGUUACUGAGCGGUUCAGAGGAGAGACGAGUGUGUUUGUGAGGAUAUAUGAGCGAGGACUCCAAAUACAAGCGUGCAAUGAGUCACACGUGCACACCCAACACACCCACUGCACACUUUUCUGGAGCUCAUUGCAAAUCGAUUUCAUGGACAAAGAGAUGCAGCUCGCGCAGUCAUUCAAGUUUUUAUUCCUUAGGGUCAAAGGAAGAGCACUGUGAGUGGACUGGACUAUUUCCUGAAAUGGACCAGGCUCGGUGAAUUCCUGAAUCCCUUUCAGAGGAAAAACCCACGACCACCAGAAUCAAAAGUUUAAAAGAAGUUUAUGUAAAAUCGAUGCUUUGUUUCCUGUUUUAAUUUGUAACUAAAAACAGAAAAGACUGUUUUCAUCCUGCUUUCCCAUGAUUUCAGUUGUUCACAAACUUUGUGUUUUGUAGUUUCUAGUGUGUUCCUCAAAAUGUU